UGAGGGCUGCCAGGAGGAGAGGGAGGGCUGGCAGCAGGAGGGGGAGCAGGAGCAGCGCCUGGCGCCCUGCGCGCCCACCCCAGGGAGCCCUUGGCUCUGACACCGAAACAACCUCGGAGCGCACUCCUUCUUGGCCAACCCUCCUGCCAGGAGUCUCCGUCAGACUCAUGUCACAGAAGCCGGUUGGCGGCCCCCCAGGCGAAGAGGAAGUUGACUGGUGCUUGUAUCAGCUCAAUGGGACAACGGAGUUUGAAGUCUCCGAAGCUGACAUUAUUUCUACAGUCGAGUUCAACCACACGGGAGAACUGCUGGCCACUGGGGACAAGGGGGGCCGGGUUGUUAUAUUCCAAAGGGAACCAGAGAGUAAGAAUGAGCCUCACAGCCAGGGCGAGUACAAUGUUUACAGCACUUUCCAGAGCCAUGAGCCGGAGUUUGACUAUCUGAAGAGCUUGGAGAUAGAAGAGAAAAUUAACAAGAUUAAAUGGCUUCCCCAGCAGAAUGCAGCCCAUUCUCUCUUGUCCACAAAUGAUAAAACUAUCAAAUUAUGGAAGGUUACUGAACGUGAUAAGAGGCCUGAGGGAUAUAACUUAAAAGAUGAAGAAGGAAAACUCAAAGACCUGUCUACAGUGACAUCACUACAGGUGCCUGUGCUGAAGCCCAUGGAUCUGAUGGUGGAGGUCAGCCCCCGGAGAAUCUUUGCCAAUGGUCAUACUUAUCACAUCAACUCCAUUUCCGUCAAUAGCGAUUGUGAGACUUACAUGUCUGCAGAUGACCUCCGAAUUAACCUCUGGCACUUAGCAAUCACGGAUAGGAGCUUCAACAUUGUCGACAUCAAGCCAGCCAACAUGGAGGACCUGACUGAAGUGAUCACGGCCUCAGAGUUCCAUCCCAACCACUGUAACCUCUUCGUCUACAGCAGCAGUAAAGGAUCCCUGAGAUUGUGCGACAUGAGAGCGUCAGCCCUCUGUGACAAGCACUCCAAGCUUUUCGAAGAACCCGAAGACCCCAGUAACAGAUCCUUCUUCUCUGAAAUCAUCUCCUCGGUGUCAGACGUUAAAUUCAGCCACAGUGGCAGGUUCAUGCUCACCAGGGAUUACCUCACGGUCAAAGUUUGGGAUCUGAAUAUGGAAACAAAGCCUAUAGAAACAUACCAGGUUCACGAUUACCUUAGGAGCAAGCUGUGUUCCCUGUAUGAAAAUGACUGCAUUUUUGACAAGUUUGAAUGUGCCUGGAACGGAUCUGACAGUGUCAUCAUGACCGGUGCCUACAAUAACUUCUUCAGAAUGUUUGACCGGAACACCAAGCGUGAUGUCACCCUGGAGGCCUCCAGGGAGAGCAGCAAGCCCAGGGCCAUCCUCAAGCCCCGCCGCGUCUGCGUGGGUGGCAAGCGCCGGAAAGAUGACAUCAGCGUGGACAGCUUGGACUUUACCAAGAAGAUACUUCACACGGCCUGGCAUCCCGCCGAGAACAUCAUUGCCAUCGCAGCGACAAACAAUCUUUACAUAUUCCAGGAUAAAGUGAACUCAGAGAUGCACUAGGUUUAUCAGUAAUCCUCUGUAUUUAUCAACCAGCCUUUUGCAGAUUGUACAAGAACGUCAGAGAGAGAAACAGAGCAAAAGAAAAGUGGUUGUGAUGGUGGCAUUUGUCCUUCUCUGUCCCAGCUGCCCACCGCCACCUCACCCUCCCAACCCCCCAGAAUUCCCCAAGAUGAUGCUGAUGCUGAUGGCCAUUUAAUAAAGCAGAAACCCAGAAUUCACUGUAACUAAGGGGCAAAAGGUACUCCAGCAAGGUGAUAGGCUUGUCAGUUUUUUUAACAGAUAGGGUCCAUUAUACACUCUCUUCCUAGGUCUUUAGUGUUUACCACAUUAUUAGAGCUUUUUUACAUCCACAAGUUAAGUUUCCACUUCAAGCUUCUCUCAGCAUUUUGGUUCCUAUACAGACUUAGCAUGAGGGAUGGAGAAACCUUGCUCCAUCACUAUGGCUCUGGAGACAGCUGGUGAACCCGAGACCAGCUCUUAUGGUUGGCCUGGAAAGAACCCAGGUUCAAACGCUGGCCUUGCUAUUUAUUCACUAUAUGAUCUUGGGCAAGUCACUUCUCUCUUUUUUUUUGGGGGGGGGAGCUCAGUUUCUUCCUCUAUAAAAUGGGAGGAAGUUUGACUGAAUGAUCUCUAAGGUCCUUUCCAGGUCUCAUUGUUUUAGGACUAACAUUCACUCUCUCUUUUUCUCCCACCCACCUCCCUCACGUCAAAAAGCAACUCUGCAAACAUGUUUGCCAAGUUCAUUCAGUUUUACUUUCCCCGCCUUAAAUAAUCCAGGUUUAUUUCAGUUUUUGGAGGGAAAAAAUGGUGAUUUGUGAUUGCUAGUGGUCCUUGAGACCUGACUUUAAGGUGACUUUUUCAUCUCUGUAGAACAUUUUUAUGCAUCCUGUGAGAGACAGAAGCAAAUUCAAUUUGACUUAUGUCAUACAGAUCUCAGAAGGUGGCCUGUUAAAAGCAUUGUCUUCCACGGCUGGUACAAGGAGUGGUAGAAAGAACCCUGGAUGGGGAGAGAGAUGACCUGGGUUAGAUACUACCUCUGCUGUAUGUUAUCUUGGGCAAGUCAUUCCAUGUCCCUGAGCCUUAGUUUCCUGAGUGUGCAAAAUGAUGUAGUUAGACAUGAUGCACCCUAGGGCCUCUUCCUUCUCUAAAUGGGAUCAUAAGGUUUUAGGACUGGAAGGGUUCUUAAGGGUCAUCUAGUUUCCAUUUUCCAGAUGAAGAAAAUUAGGCCCAAGGAAGAAAAAUAACUUGCUCGAUGAGGCCAAUUGCAGGUAGUCCAUGGCAGAGCUGGCAUUCUCACUGAGGUCCUCUGUCUCCGCAGCCAGUGCUUGCUCAUUGCCCCCACACCACGCUGCCUACGAUCCCAAGUUUGCUCUGCCAUUUUUAAAGGUUAUGAGCUUUGCCCUCUAUGUGCAUGUGCCGCUCAUUACCCAGUGGCUCAUGUCCUUGGAUGAUUGAACUGCCUCUAAAAAUUAAAAUUUAAAAAAAAAGGCCCAUUAAAAAAAAAAUCUAUUUUUGGGGGGGAGGGGAAUAAUUAACACAGCUAGGCCAAGAAAACAAAUGGCAAAUUUGUUCUUUAAGAGUAUUUUACUGCACAUAUGGAGUUGAGAGCUCUAACUCUCCCAAAGUCAGCAAACACAUUUGCAAACUGUGGCUGAGACAGAUCACUGAUUUCAUGAGCCCAUCUGUGUCUUAAAGCAAAACUCAUCAGUCCCUUGAGAAAGUCCACAUUCACCAUUCCCCCAUCAGCAAACAGAAGGUGAAGUGAUCCUGUGGCAUUUUGUAUUUUGAUUUAGAAAGCAGAGAAACAUGACCACGGCUUACACAGAUUACAAACAGGAUCCAACUUUUUUUAUAAUGAUGUCUUGAUAUGACCCAGGAAAUAUUGUCCAACUGAAGUUUUCUCGACCAAUAACUAUUUUUGUGUAUUUCAAAGCACAAACGCAUGUGCACCCACUUCCAGCCAUACUAUACAGACACUAUGAAAUGUGUACGUUACUUUUUUUUUUAGAAUCAAAGGGAAUGAGGAAUGUUUGUUUAUAAAUCACUGUAUACUCUAAAUGACUUGGACAGUAUUAUAUGUACAUAUUCUAAUUAAAUUUAACAAUCAGAGGGUCGGUUUGGGGUUGGUUUUGUUUUGGUUUGGUUUUCCUUGUAAAAAGGUUUAAGAAUGUGGUAAAUUGUAUAGAAAUCUCAUUAGAUUCAAACUAAAGCUUUGAGGGCCUCACACAAUUAUUUGGACAUUUUUCCAUUUACCCAUUUCCCCCUUUUGGCUCAAAUAGCUAACAGCUUUUACUUGCAUUUACUAAAAAUACUGUCAAACCAUAUAUUUAACUUUCAACAUCUUCAAAGUAUGAGUCUAUAGAUAAGGUAUUAUAAAGCAGGUCUUAACACAACAGUUAUCAUUUGGAUUUCUUGUACCUUAAUUCCCUUUUUUAAAAUUUAGGUACAAAAAAAGCUCUUCUUUGAAGGAAAAUGUGUCUCUGGAACUCUGGGAAAUUCCUGAUUUCCAGACAGAAGCAUGCUCUCAUCAUGAGUCAAGUGCAGAAAGUGUUAUAGGAGGGAAAAGAACUAGAGAAAAAAAAAAACAUUAAGGACCAGUAUGUUAUUCAUAAACUUUGCAUUCUUACUGUGAUUCAAUUUUCUGGUCUUCUUGAGUGUAUGAGAGGUAACAUUGUCAUUGUGAGGGUUUUUUUGUUUAUUUUCUGGUUGGGUUUUUUUUUCCAUUUUGUUUUUUAACAACUUUCUUUGGGGAUUAAGCUUUCGGUGGUGUAGAGUAAGUGGUGGUCAAGUUGGUCAAGCUGAUUGGAAAGCUGUAGUUCAUGGCUGCAUUCUUUCUUUGUGUUUCACAGACUAGCUAACUGUUGUUGGAUAAAAAUAUAAAUAUGUUAAUACCAGCUUUUUCCAAUAAAAGGACAACAAAAAUGACAGACA
This is a messenger RNA of Phascolarctos cinereus (koala), 4469 nucleotides long. It is a transcript of the gene PPP2R2C, whose product is annotated as protein phosphatase 2 regulatory subunit Bgamma. Gene Ontology annotation, cellular component: protein phosphatase type 2A complex. The record is from RefSeq and is a predicted model, not a curated record. Gene Ontology annotation, molecular function: protein phosphatase regulator activity; protein binding. Lineage: Eukaryota; Metazoa; Chordata; Mammalia; Diprotodontia; Phascolarctidae.